This is a messenger RNA of Betta splendens (Siamese fighting fish), 2145 nucleotides long. It is a transcript of the gene dph1, whose product is annotated as diphthamide biosynthesis 1. Gene Ontology annotation, molecular function: 2-(3-amino-3-carboxypropyl)histidine synthase activity. The transcript has 12 exons. Lineage: Eukaryota; Metazoa; Chordata; Actinopteri; Anabantiformes; Osphronemidae. The record is from RefSeq and is a predicted model, not a curated record. Gene Ontology annotation, biological process: protein histidyl modification to diphthamide. Bases 108 to 1394 code for a protein of 428 amino acids.
GUUCACUGACAUCAAUUCGUCGGCGAUCGACUGAUCUUACCUGAGCUCUCCGGUCGAUUAGUUUUGCCUUUCGGUGCUCACAUGUUUCAUGUUUUGGAGCAGAAAACAUGGCAGCCCCCACCAGUGAAGUCCAGGUUGUUCCAGUCAAGAAAGCCACGGUCCGAGGCCCACGGCGGGCAGUCAAUCAAAUUCCGGAUGAAAUCCUGGAAGACCCACAGUUGCAGGAGGCGAUCAAAGCCCUGCCUCCGAACUACAACUUUGAGAUCCACAAGACGGUUUGGAGAGUGAGACAAGCAAAAGCUAAGAGAGUGGCUUUGCAGCUACCAGAAGGCCUGCAGAUGUUUGCCUGUGUCAUCGCUGACAUCGUGGAAAGGUUCACGGAGGCAGAUGCCAUCGUGAUGGGAGACGUGACGUACGGGGCCUGCUGCGUGGACGACUUCACCGCCCGAGCCCUGGGAGCCGAUUUCAUGGUGCACUACGGGCACAGCUGUCUCAUCCCCAUAGACGCCACGGCGGGCAUUAAGAUGCUCUAUGUGUUUGUGGACAUCAAGAUGGACAACGUACACUUCCUGGAUACCAUCAAGUUCAACUUCACUCCCGGACAAUCUCUAGCUUUCGUCAGCACCAUCCAGUUCGUGGCAGCGCUGCAGGCUGUGAGCGCAGCCCUCAAACCCGAGUAUGACGUGCUGGUCCCUCAGUGUCGACCCCUGUCACCAGGAGAAAUUCUGGGCUGCACCUCUCCCCGGUUGGACCGUCACGUCAAUGCCAUAAUUUAUUUGGGGGAUGGAAGAUUUCACUUGGAGUCCAUCAUGAUUGCAAACCCAGAUAUUCCUGCCUACAGAUACGACCCCUACAGUAAGGUAUUCUCCAGGGAGCACUAUGACCACGAGGCCAUGCGUGCCUGCAGGCUCCAGGCUAUAGACGAGGCCCGUUCGGCCCGGAGAUGGGGUCUGAUCUUGGGCACGUUGGGCCGCCAGGGCAGCCCUAAGGUCCUGGAGCACCUAGAGUCCAGAUUGAAGUCAAUGGGCAAGUCGUUCUCUCGAGUGCUCCUGUCUGAGGUUUUCCCCAGCAAGCUGGACCUAAUGUCAGACGUAGAUGCGUGGGUCCAGAUUGCUUGUCCACGCCUUUCUAUCGACUGGGGCACAGCCUUCUCCAAACCCCUGCUCUCUCCAUACGAGGCAGCUGUUGCUUUACAGGAGGUUGACUGGAAAGAAGUCUACCCCAUGGACUUCUACUCCAAUCAGAGCCUGGGGCCGUGGGCACCCAACCAUCCGGAGAACCAGCCGGCGCGUCCCACUCGCAGACCGACCCAGAAACCAGGCUCGGAGCCAGUGCCCCCCAUCAAGCAGUGCGGGCAGAACCCGGGUGCCCCCUGUGGCUGUCAGGGAGAAUGACACCACACUGAGCCAUGCUGCAUUUGACUCCGUCUUGCCACUGCUGCAAACAGCUGGAGGGAGGUCAGACCAGGCCAGAGGAGGAGGAGAGUGGGUAUUUGUCCAGACAGUGUAUCAACAAGCGCAUCUAAAGCCAGAGGAGCCCCAACCCGCUCCUCCAAUGGAUUACCAGCCAUAAAUAAUCCCCCAGCAAAUCAAACCAAAUUCAUUAUUCGCGUUCACAUGUUCUGCAUCGACUCAGAGCUGGAUGUACAUGCGACAGAACGGGAGAGCUUGUGCUUUUAAGCUCACGCGUGUUCACGUGAGGCCCAUUUCCAUAAAGGAGGAGAACUGACUGCUGUGGCGGAAAAGAAAUUCUGCCUGCACGAGGGAGAUGCAUCGACAUUUAUGCACUGCAGAUGCGGCUUUUGUGAUUGUUUGAGAGAGAGAGAGAGAGUGAGCACAGGAUGACCUUGAACACUUUGUAUAGAUUUAAAGACAUAUUCAUGUGAGGUGGCUUCAGUCAGAUACAAUCCACUUGUCUUUAGAUAAGUCAUUGUUGCUUAUCAAGGAUAAAUGUUGUCAGACGCUGACAGUGAGAGACGUUGUUGUGUUUCAAAGACAGCCAGACAAUGUAUUUCAUGAAGCACUUUGAAGUACAGGAUGUGACAUCUCUUCAAGAAUAAUAAGAAAAAUGCGAUGGAUAAAUAAUAAAACGUUUGUCGUUCUUGGUGUUCGAGGGAAAUUCUGCAACAAUAAAUCCGAACCCGAA